AUCUUCCAUCCGUCCUUCUGUCCAUCUAUCUAUCUGUCUAUCGUUCCAUCAUUCUAUCCAUCCAUCUAUCCAUCCAUCUGCCCAUCCAUCCAUCCAUGAGCAUGUAAACACCUCCUCUGCCUCAUGGGUAAUCUGUUGUGUUAUAAUAGUCACACUUUUCAGGAAAAAAAGAGAGCAAAAAGAAAGGAAGUGUGUGGUACAGUAGAGCUCACUGUUCAUCAUCUCCAGCAGAGAAACGGAACAACUGGCAAGUCACACACAGUCACACAUCCACACCCUCCCUAACCAAUCCGAUUACACAUCCUGCAAAGUCCCGCCCUCUCCCAAAUGGGCCUCAGGCAGUGGCGUAUAAAUACACCUAUUACUGAUUCACUCUGACACUACCUUACACUGACUCUCCAACUCUCUGAACCACUCUGGACUAUGAUGCUGACAGCGCCCGCUCUACUGCUGCUGCUGCUUGGCCUAGGCAUCAAUGCCAUGCCCAACGGACACUGGGAACUCCAGGGAUCCUCUCGUUGUGUGCCCAUCCCAACCAACAUGGCCCUGUGCCAGGGUCUGGGCUACAACAGCAUGCGGAUGCCCAACUUGCUGGGACACGAAUCUCCGGCUGAAGCGGUUCAGCAGAGCACCAGCUGGCUGCCGCUCCUCGCCCGGGAGUGCCACCCGCACGCCCGCAUCUUCCUGUGCUCGCUCUUCGCUCCCGUGUGCCUCGAGAGGAUCAUUUCACCAUGUAGGAGUUUGUGUGUGUCAGUACGGGACAGCUGCGCCCCCAUCAUGAACUGCUACGGUUACCCCUGGCCCAGAAUACUACAAUGUGACCAGUUUCCCAAAGAUCACCUAAUGUGCAUUUCCUCAGUUGCGCAUAUGCAAAACGGCACCAGCAAUGAAGGCCGAGGUAAACAAAGAUCUUUUCCCUACCAUAUACUUUCACAGAGUCGCGCAGACAAAAACAAUGCUGGGUUUUCUCCAUCAAACCGGUUUUUGUGGUUUGUUUCAGUGAUGCCACGUGCGAGCUGCACGGACUGUGAGUUAGAGGAGGCUACGUCAUCCAAAGAACUGCUCGAUCUCUUCUGUAAAAGUGACUUUGUGGUUAAAGUGCGUCUAUCCAAACUGAACUCCAGUAGUUCCGUCCUGACCAUGUUCUCCCUGGGUUCUCGGGUGGAGGUCCUAAAGCACGGUCCGCUGCUGGGAGGAGAAAUGAGGAGUCGCCUGACACUGUGGCUGGAGCGAGACGUCACCUGUGUGGGCAACCUGACCCGCAACCAUCCUGACGGAGGAACCUUCCUGUUGACGGGGACUGUGACGGGCAAGAGACUGCUAGUCACCAAAGCUUUCAGCUGGGAAAAACGCCAGCGGCACCUCAACCAAGCAGCACGCAAGUGGAAAAGCCAUCGGUGUAGAGGGUAGAGUUUCAGAUGGCGGGACAAAGAGGGAGUUUAAAAACGUAUCUCAGUGUGUUCAUAAUAUUGUAAAUAAUAGAAGAUCUUUGUACUAUAUUUUUUAAAGAUAUUAAACGAUUUAAGGUGUUUUUUUAAAACUAGAAUCACGUGUCCAUUUCCUGUCACAAAUCUCAGUGCUGCUUUUACAUCCAUAAUUAAUGAGUCGAACUCAAAACUUCAAGAUUUAAUAUAUAAAAAUAAAUCUCUACAGCAGAAAC
Megalobrama amblycephala (Wuchang bream) is the source of this 1660-nucleotide messenger RNA. Its product is annotated as secreted frizzled-related protein 5. Lineage: Eukaryota; Metazoa; Chordata; Actinopteri; Cypriniformes; Xenocyprididae. The record is from RefSeq and is a predicted model, not a curated record. Bases 424 to 1410 code for a protein of 328 amino acids. Gene Ontology annotation, biological process: negative regulation of canonical Wnt signaling pathway; canonical Wnt signaling pathway; non-canonical Wnt signaling pathway. The transcript has 3 exons. Gene Ontology annotation, molecular function: Wnt-protein binding.